Molecule: messenger RNA, 10668 nt
Organism: Drosophila santomea
Lineage: Eukaryota; Metazoa; Arthropoda; Insecta; Diptera; Drosophilidae
Gene: osa
Product: trithorax group protein osa
Exons: 16
Coding region: 568-8691 (2707 amino acids)
Biological process (GO): chromatin remodeling; regulation of transcription by RNA polymerase II; positive regulation of DNA-templated transcription
Cellular component (GO): nucleoplasm; brahma complex; SWI/SNF complex
Molecular function (GO): nucleosome binding; DNA binding
Source: RefSeq, a predicted model, not a curated record
UAUCGUGCGUGCUACCCGCUCUAAUCUUGUACAGGCUCGCUUCUUCGUCAUGCUGCGAAUUUGUUCGAAAAAUAAGUGAAAUACAGCGCAUUAAUAGUGAAAAGUAUGUGCAGCCUGUGCAGGGCCCAACUGGCGAUCAGCCGCGUGUGAUUUUGGCCGCCGCAGCAGCGUUUUGGCAGCGCCCCAGCCUGGCGAAAAACCAUCGAAAAAAAGAAGAGAAAAAGAACGCCAGGCGCAGACAGACAAGACUUGCAUACACUACUACUUGAAUCGUUUCAUUUCGUUCCGUUCGUAUACCGAGUUUGCUGCCCUGUCCCUGUCUUCUCACGCGAGUUCGUUUUUAGUAUAUAUAGCCAGUCUGUGGACGGUUGUCAAUGCGUGAAUAUUCUUCUAUGUCUAACAUAACCUCAAACUCGCCGCUGCAGUCGUCGUCAUCAUCAGCGUCAGCGUUGUUGUUGUUGUUGGUGGUUACCGGUGCUCCAUCAGUAGCCGCCACACAUCUGGGAAAAUCCGAUCCGGAAAAUCUAGGAGAUCGGGAGCAGCGUAGCCAGAAGCCGAUGAGCAGCCAUGAAUGAAAAAAUAAAGUCGCCGCAAACACAGCAGCAGCAGCAAGGUGGCGCUCCUGCCCCUGCUGCCACGCCCCCAUCAACAGCUCCUGGUGGCGCUACACCGCCCACCUCGGGCCCGCCUACGCCCAACAACAACAGCAACAACGGCAGUGAUCCCAGCAUCCAACAGCAACAACAAAAUGUUGCCCCACAUCCAUAUGGCGCACCACCGCCCCCAGGAUCUGGUCCCGGAGGACCACCAGGACCGGAUCCAGCUGCAGUCAUGCACUAUCAUCAUUUGCACCAGCAGCAACAGCAGCAUCCGCCACCACCCCAUAUGCAGCAACAGCAGCAGCACCACGGCGGACCUGCACCACCACCGCCCGGAGGAGCACCUGAGCAUGCGCCCGGUGUCAAGGAGGAGUACGCUCACUUGCCGCCGCCCCAUCCUCAUCCGGCGUACGGUCGCUACCACGCCGAUCCCAACAUGGAUCCCUAUCGCUAUGGCCAGCCGCUGCCAGGCGGAAAGCCUCUACAGCAACAGCAGCAACAGCCGCAUCCUCAACAGCAACCGCCGCAGCAACCGGGGCCGGGUGGCUCACCCAAUCGUCCGCCGCAGCAGCGCUACAUACCCGGCCAGCCGCCACAGGGACCCACGCCAACGUUGAACUCUCUGCUCCAGUCCUCGAAUCCGCCGCCCCCGCCGCAGCACCGCUACGCCAACACGUACGAUCCCCAGCAGGCGGCCGCUUCGGCGGCAGCUGCUGCGGCGGCCCAGCAACAGCAGGCCGGUGGACCCCCACCACCAGGACACGGACCGCCGCCACCACAGCACCAGCCAUCGCCGUACGGAGGGCAACAGGGCGGCUGGGCACCGCCACCAAGGCCCUACAGUCCGCAACUAGGACCGUCGCAGCAGUAUAGGACACCACCACCGACAAACACUUCCAGGGGUCAAUCACCCUAUCCGCCAGCUCACGGUCAAAAUUCAGGUUCCUAUCCUAGUUCGCCGCAGCAGCAACAACAGCAGCAGCAGCAACAGCAGGCGGGUCAGCAGCCCGGUGGUCCUGUGCCGGGCGGACCACCUCCAGGUGCCGGACAGCAGCCGUCGCAGCAGAACACACCGCCAACAUCUCAAUAUUCGCCGUACCCGCAACGCUAUCCAACUCCGCCGGGUCUGCCGGCGGGCGGAUCUAACCAUCGAACUGCCUACUCGACGCACCAGUAUCCCGAACCGAAUCGACCUUGGCCAGGUGGGUCGUCGCCCAGCCCCGGUUCCGGACAUCCCUUGCCGCCCGCCUCACCGCACCACGUGCCGCCACUGCAGCAGCAGCCACCACCACCGCCACACGUCAGCGCCGGCGGACCUCCUCCCAGUAGCAGUCCGGGCCAUGCGCCCAGUCCAUCGCCACAACCAUCGCAGGCGUCGCCCUCGCCGCACCAGGAGCUAAUUGGACAGAACAGCAACGACAGCUCUAGCGGCGGGGCACACAGUGGCAUGGGCUCCGGUCCGCCAGGCACCCCCAAUCCCCAACAGGUGAUGCGACCCACACCCUCGCCCACAGGCUCCUCCGGUUCGCGUUCCAUGUCCCCGGCUGUCGCUCAAAACCAUCCAAUCUCGCGUCCGGCAAGCAACCAAUCAAGCAGCGGUGGCCCCAUGCAACAGCCUCCGGUUGGUGCUGGAGGUCCGCCGCCGAUGCCACCGCUUCCGGGAAUGCCAGGAGGUCCGCCCCAACAGCAGCAAUCUCAGCAGCAACAAGCAUCGAAUUCGGCCUCGUCGGCGAGCAAUUCGCCGCAGCAGACGCCACCACCGGCUCCGCCGCCCAACCAGGGCAUGAACAACAUGGCUACGCCUCCACCACCCCCGCAGGGAGCGGCUGGAGGAGGUUACCCGAUGCCACCGCACAUGCACGGCGGCUACAAGAUGGGCGGACCGGGCCAGAGUCCCGGGGGUCAGGGAUAUCCACCGCAGCAGCCACAGCAAUAUCCACCAGGGAAUUAUGCGCCACGCCCGCAGUAUCCGCCUGGCGCCUACGCCACCGGACCACCUCCGCCACCUACAAGCCAAGCAGGAGUUGGUGGUGCCAACAGCAUACCCUCUGGUGCCCAAGCUGGUGGAUAUCCGGGCCGAGGAAUGCCCAACCACACCGGCCAAUAUCCACCGUACCAGUGGGUACCGCCCUCGCCGCAGCAAACCGGGCCCGGUGGAGCUCCCGGUGGUGCCAUGGUAGGCAAUCACGUGCAGGGGAAGGGCACACCGCCCCCUCCAGUUGUGGGCGGGCCACCACCACCGCAGGGCAGUGGAUCGCCUCGUCCACUUAACUAUCUAAAGCAGCAUUUACAGCACAAGGGCGGCUAUGGUGGAAGUCCUACUCCGCCUCAGGGGCCUCAAGGCUACGGCAACGGGCCGACCGGUAUGCAUCCUGGUAUGCCAAUGGGGCCACCCCACCAUAUGGGACCCCCGCACGGACCCACCAACAUGGGUCCACCCACUAGCACGCCGCCACAAUCGCAAAUGCUCCAGGGCGGCCAGCCCCAGGGUCAGGGACAGGGCGCCAGUGGCGGACCGGAAAGCGGUGGACCGGAGCAUAUAUCGCAGGACAACGGAAUAAGCUCCUCGGGUCCUACCAGUGCUGGGGUAAUGCAUGCGGUCACAGCGGUGGUCACCACCGGACCGGAUGGAACGCCAAUGGACGAAGUCAGUCAGCAGAGCACGCUUUCGAAUGCAUCAGCAGCAUCCGGCGAAGAUCCACAAUGCACCACACCAAAGUCGCGGAAAAAUGAUCCCUAUAGCCAAAGUCACUUAGCCCCGCCGAGCACGUCGCCCCAUCCAGUCGUGAUGCACCCAGGUGGUGGCCCCGGUGAAGAGUACGACAUGAGUUCGCCACCCAACUGGCCACGCCCGGCUGGUAGCCCUCAGGUGUUCAACCACGUUCCGGUGCCGCAGGAGCCGUUCCGCAGCACUAUUACCACGACCAAGAAGUCAGACUCGUUAUGCAAACUGUACGAAAUGGACGACAACCCGGACCGGAGGGGUUGGCUGGACAAGCUGCGGGCUUUCAUGGAAGAGCGGCGCACUCCGAUCACCGCCUGCCCCACCAUCUCAAAACAGCCACUCGAUUUAUAUAGGUUAUAUAUUUAUGUAAAAGAACGUGGCGGAUUCGUCGAGGUAUGCAAGGUGACCAAGAGCAAGACCUGGAAGGAUAUUGCCGGACUCCUGGGCAUCGGGGCGAGUAGCAGUGCGGCAUACACACUGCGAAAGCACUACACGAAGAACCUAUUGACCUUUGAGUGCCACUUUGAUCGCGGUGACAUCGAUCCUCUGCCGAUCAUUCAGCAGGUGGAGGCGGGAAGCAAGAAGAAGACGGCCAAGGCUGCUUCGGUUCCUUCGCCAGGUGGUGGACAUUUGGAUGCUGGAACUACGAAUUCCACAGGCUCGUCGAACUCACAGGACUCGUUCCCGGCUCCGCCAGGUUCCGCUCCAAACGCAGCUAUCGACGGCUAUCCCGGCUACCCGGGCGGAAGUCCAUAUCCGGGAGCAAGUGGACCGCAGCCGGAUUAUGCGGCAGCGGGUCAGAUGCAGCGCCCGCCCUCCCAAAACAACCCGCAGACUCCUCACCCCGGCGCCGCCGCCGCUGUUGCCGCCGGCGAUAAUAUAAGCGUAAGCAAUCCCUUCGAGGAUCCCAUUGCUGCCGGUGGCCCGGGUUCGGGAACCGGUCCUGGCCCGGGUCAAGGUCCAGGUGCUGCAUCUGGUGGUGCUGGAGCUGUUGGUGCUGUAGGCGGUGGCCCACAACCACAUCCACCGCCCCCACACUCACCGCACAACGCAGCCCAACAGGCGGCCGGCCAACACCAACAGCAGCAUCCACAGCACCAGCAUCCUGGCCUGCCGGUGCCACCACCGCCACAGCAGCAGGGGCAGCAGCCACCACCAUCAGUGGGCGGUGGGCCACCACCAGCACCACAGCAACAUGGGCCUGGUCAGGUGCCGCCGUCGCCUCAGCAGCAUGUGCGCCCAGCCGCCGGAGCACCUUAUCCGCCGGGUGGCUCCGGCUACCCAACGCCUGUGUCUAGAACGCCAGGCUCACCCUAUCCAUCGCAGCCUGGGGCUUACGGCCAGUACGGCUCGAGCGAUCAGUACAACGCAACUGGGCCACCCAGCCAGCCAUUCGGACAGGGUCCAGGACAAUAUCCGCCGCAGAACCGAAACAUGUACCCUCCCUACGGGCCGGAGGGGGAAGCUCCUCCCACUGGUGCCAAUCAGUACGGCCCCUACGGCAGCAGACCCUACAGCCAGCCUCCACCGGGAGGACCUCAGCCGCCAGCGCAGACGGUUUCGGGUGGACCGCCGGCCGGCGGAGCUCCAGGAGCACCCCCGAGCAGCGCCUAUCCCACGGGCAGGCCCUCCCAACAGGAUUACUAUCAACCACCACCAGAUCAAAGUCCACAACCACGAAGGCAUCCCGAUUUCAUCAAAGACUCACAGCCCUAUCCAGGCUACAAUGCUAGGCCUCAAAUUUAUGCAGGUGCUUGGCAAGGUGGUACCCAGCAGUACCGGCCACAAUACCCAUCAUCGCCUGCUCCGCAAAGCUGGGGAGGUGCACCGCCACGCGGUGCAGCUCCUCCGCCAGGCGCACCACAUGGACCGCCCAUCCAGCAGCCUGCAGGAGUGGCUCAAUGGGAUCAGCACCGCUAUCCGCCUCAGCAGGGUCCACCGCCGCCACCUCAGCAGCAACAGCAACCUCAACAGCAACAGCAGCAACCGCCGUAUCAGCAGGUGGCUGGACCUCCUGGGCAGCAGCCGCCUCAGGCGCCGCCGCAGUGGGCACAGAUGAACCCUGGACAAACUGCGCAAUCAGGAAUAGCACCACCUGGCUCACCACUUCGCCCGCCCUCGGGACCAGGCCAGCAGAAUAGGAUGCCUGGCAUGCCGGCACAGCAGCAGCAAUCGCAACAACAAGGAGGAGUUCAGCAACCACCGCCGCAACAGGCAUCGCACGGCGGCGUUCCAUCGCCAGGACUGCCACAAGUAGGACCCGGCGGAAUGGUUAAGGCACCUUACGCCAUGCCACCGCCACCAUCUCAGGGUGUGAGUCAGCAAGUGGGCCAGGGGCCCCCGGGCGGCAUGAUGUCACAAAAGCCACCGCCGAUGCCGGGUCAAGCAAUGCAGCAACAGCCCUUGCAGCAGCAGCCUCCCCAGCAUCAACACCCACAUCCCCAUCAGCAUCCACAGCACCAGCAUCCGCACCAGAUGCCGCCUAACCAGACUGCCCCCGGUGGAUAUGGUCCCCCAGGAAUGCCCGGAGGUGGAGCGCAACUGGUAAAGAAGGAGCUUAUCUUUCCACAUGACAGCGUGGAAUCCACCACGCCUGUGUUGUACCGAAGAAAGCGGCUUACGAAAGCGGACGUAUGCCCGGUGGAUCCAUGGCGUAUAUUCAUGGCCAUGCGAUCUGGUCUGCUGACCGAGUGCACCUGGGCACUUGAUGUGCUUAAUGUGCUAUUGUUCGAUGACUCUACGGUCCAGUUCUUUGGCAUUUCAAACCUGCCCGGCUUGUUGACUCUGCUGCUGGAACACUUUCAAAAGAAUCUCGCCGAGAUGUUUGACGAACGGGAAAACGAGGAGCAGUCCGCUCUGCUGGCGGAAGAUGCGGAUGACGACGCGGAUAGCGGCACUGUGAUGUGCGAAAAGCUGCAGACCAACGGACGGCAACCUCGAUGUGUGCGCAGCAUCAGCAGUUACAACCGCAGGCGGCAUUAUGAGAAUAUGGAUCGCAGUGGCAAGGACGGAGUCGGCAACGGCAGCGACUCUGAAGAUGCCGACGAGGGAAUUGAUUUGGGUCAGGUGCGAGUGCAGCCCAAUCCUGAGGAGCGCUCACUGCUGCUCUCCUUUACGCCAAACUAUACGAUGGUCACGCGGAAGGGUGUGCCAGUGCGCAUCCAGCCCGCCGAGAACGACAUAUUUGUGGACGAGGGCCAGAAGGCGUGGGACAUAGACACCAACCGCCUGUAUGAACAGCUAGAACCCGUAGGCAGCGAUGCCUGGACGUACGGAUUCACAGAGCCAGAUCCUUUAGACGGCAUUAUCGACGUCUUUAAGUCGGAGAUAGUUAACAUUCCAUUUGCACGAUACAUCCGAUCUGACAAGAAGGGAAAAAAGCGAACGGAGUUGGCUUCCUCGUCCAGAAAGCCAGAAAUAAAGCAAGAGGUGACUAGUACCGAGGAGCAGACUUUUAACAAGAAACGGCGAUUGGUCAGCGGAGGAAGCAGCAGCAGCGGACCCUACGCUGAAGGCAAGAAGUCCAAGCUAACUAGUGAGGAAUUUGCGCAACCAAAUGCCGAAGUCAAGAAGGAGCCAGGUACGGCGGACAGCGACUGUCGCCCUAUUGAUAUGGAUAUCGAAGCACCCCAGCAACGUCUGACCAAUGGUGUAGCUCCAUGCUCCUCAUCUCCCGCCAGCUUCGAUCCCAGGACGACUGCCAAAGAUGUAGCGCAGGUGCUUCAGCGAAGGCGAGACUCCAGCUUUGAGGAUGAGUGCUACACACGAGAUGAGGCGUCGCUGCACCUGGUCAAUGAGAGCCAAGACUCGUUAGCACGACGCUGCAUUGCUCUUUCCAACAUCUUCCGCAAUCUGACAUUUGUGCCCGGCAACGAGACGGUGCUGGCCAAGUCUACCAGAUUUCUGGCGGUACUGGGCCGACUGCUGCUCCUUAACCACGAGCACUUGCGGCGUACACCGAAAACGCGAAACUACGAUCGCGAGGAGGACACGGACUUCAGUGACUCGUGCAGUUCGCUGCAGGGCGAACGUGAAUGGUGGUGGGACUACCUGAUUACCAUUCGGGAGAAUAUGCUGGUUGCCAUGGCUAACAUUGCUGGACACUUGGAGCUGUCGCGCUACGAUGAGCUGAUCGCCCGCCCCUUGAUCGACGGCCUACUGCACUGGGCCGUAUGUCCGAGUGCUCAUGGACAGGAUCCGUUCCCGUCGUGCGGACCCAACACUGCGCUCUCCCCACAACGACUGGCACUUGAGGCGCUUUGCAAGCUGUGCGUGACGGAUGCCAAUGUGGACCUCGUCAUUGCCACUCCACCAUUCUCGCGACUGGAAAAGCUGUGCGCCGUGCUCACCCGGCAUCUGUGCCGCAACGAGGAUCAGGUGCUGCGAGAGUUCUCUGUGAAUCUGCUGCACUACCUUGCCGCUGCUGACAGUGCCAUGGCUCGCACCGUGGCGCUUCAGUCUCCGUGUAUAUCAUACCUGGUGGCCUUUAUCGAACAGGCCGAACAGACGGCGCUGGGCGUGGCGAACCAGCACGGAAUCAACUACCUGCGCGAGAAUCCCGACUCAAUGGGCACCAGCCUGGAUAUGCUGCGGAGAGCAGCCGGCACCCUCCUCCAUCUGGCCAAGCAUCCGGACAACCGGUCACUCUUUAUGCAACAAGAACAGCGGCUGCUUGGUCUGGUCAUGUCGCACAUCCUUGAUCAACAGGUGGCUCUGAUUAUCUCGCGAGUGCUUUACCAAGUGUCGCGAGGAACAGGACCAAUACACUCCGUGGAGUUCCGUCUGCUGCAGCAACGGCAGCAACAACAGCUGCGUCCUGCUUCUGCAGAGAAGCAAGCUGCGAGUGCGCCAGUGAAGGCGGAGGCUGCAUCAACGGAAACGAGUUCCACUGAGGCGAAGCCUGCACCAGCAGCCACUACAGCAGUGGUAAACGAUGAGAACAGCAACAGCAGCCAGCAGUUGCCGCCGGCAGCGACGUUCAACGAUGUUAGCAACAGCAGCACCAACAGCAACAGCUGCGGCACGGUCAGCAGCAACCAGACGAACAACAGCACCACCAACAGCAGCCACAGUAGCAGUGCAAUUAGCAGCCAAUCGGCAAUCACUGUAGCAGCCCAAUCAGCACCAGCAACAGGAGCAACAUCAGCAGCAAUAACCAGCGAUCAGCAGCAGGUGAGCAAGGUGGCUGCAGCUGCAGCCGCUGCUGCGGCUUUGAGCAAUGCUAGUGCAGCGGCAGCAGCAGCAGCGGCGGCGGCAGCUGCUUCUGUUGGUCCGCCCACAUCGUCAAGCGUGUCCGCCGGUGCAGCGGUCGCUCAACCAGCGGCACCUCCACCAACCAAUGCAGGCACAACGACAGCCGUUGCGUAGUAUACGACAAUGAUGCCAGCGUCCUACUACUGGCCACGAACCCCCCGAGGGGCAGUCGACUAGGCUAUAGCUCGAUGGAAGAACAGCGGGCCCAGGAGCAACUCCGAAGUGCAUGAGCAGAAGGGCAUGUAAAUUUACUUAAGUAUGGCGCCAAGGAGAGAUUCACGAUGUGCGAGAAAACUUGUCCUAACUCCAAGGAUACGUAAACGGGAACUCAGCAGGUGCAGCGUCGGCAAUGUAUCUGCGAUGGAAUGGCUCGCCUAUCCAUCACUGUAACAGUCAAUACAAUAACAACUGUAUAUUUUUUCACUCAAAUCUAAAAAUAGUAAAUAUGAUAACUAAACCCUAAGCAUUAAGAAAUUGCAGCAGCAAAGUUAUAAUAAUACAAAAAGGAAACUGUCGGGGCGAAAGAUGGUGCAGAACUACUGAUACUAACCGAUCGAGAUAUAGGAUCUGGGAUUAUUAUUGAGUCUAACGUGAAGAUAACAAACGGAAGAUAACAAAGAGCGAAAUUCAAGCACACAGCAUACUUAUUGUACUAAAUUUAAUAAAAAUGAAGGGACGAGAGCGGAGGAAUAACUAACACAUACAUAUGCAUACGCACGCUAUGAUUUAUCGUAUAUUAAAUAUAUAUAUAAAUAAAUGCAUAAAUUAACACUAAAUUACAUGAGAAUGAAUUGUGUAUGUAAAAGGGAUGAAUGCAUACAUACGUACAUCUAGACAUUGAUAUAUAAAUACAUAGAUGAUAGUUUUUAAAUUCUACCAUUUACUAAUACCUACAUAUUACCACAAUGUGCAGCAUAGGAACUUAUAAACUGAACAAAACUGAACAGCAAAAAACACGCGAAAAUAUUUAAAAGCAUCCAACACACACUGUGUGCAAGCCCCACAUAAGGCAGUUUAUUGGAUUCAAUGUGGACUAGGGUGAUGCAAAAGGACUAAUCCUUAGAGAUGACUAAAAACCAUUGUACAUACUUAACUAUUAUGUAAAUUUCACUGUAUUUUUGUUUUUCGCAAUGUUACAAGGCACAUGUAAGUGGCAGCACUGCAUUUCGUAUUAUUUCGUAUUAUGAAUGGUCUGCGAAAAUUCCAACUUCUUAGUUUUAAUCGCAUAACUCGGAGGCGAAACGAAACGAAAUUAAGCGAAAGAAACAAACAAACAUGCAAAAACCGACAGAUGAAGGCAAGCAAACAAUUUAAAAGAAAAUCAAAUUAGGUGAUAUAAUAUAUAAAAAUACAUAACAUAUACAUACAUACAUACUUAAUAUAAACAAAACAUGAAAAAUCGAAAAAAUUAAACCCUAAUGCUGUAAUUUUAUGUUAACUGUAUUAUUUGCUGGAAGUGCUGCUGCUUUUAUAUCGAACUUACUUAAGGCGUAAAUGACAAGAUUAAUAAUUAGGUUUUUAUCUUAAUCUUAAAUUAAAGUAUAAAAUAAAUAAAACCAAGAAAACAACACAAAACAAGACGCAAAAAUAAAAUGCUAUAAAACACAAAGCGAAGCAAAUCGAACUAAAGCUGUAGAGAAGCACGCAAAAACGACUAAUAACACACAUCCACACCCACGCCCAUACCCAAAUGCUUGGCGUUAGGAAACCAAUAAACGAUUAAUGCAAAUCUGUAUAUGGGUGGGUGCACCAAUUUGUAUACUAAACUUUCUCACACAUAUUUAACGUGCUGCAUAAGAGAGAACGUACAUGAACUGUCUCCGGAUUCUAGCUUCUUGCUCCAGAGAUCCUUCCGGUUUCCGGUGGCGACCCUCUAGAUCCAGAGGAACUGCAAGACACUGGGAGAAAAUAGAAAAGUGCUGCUGUUGAUACGUGUAUUCGUGUAGUUGUUUGCAAACAAAUAUUAUAACUCGGCAUCUCGAUAUUUAACGUGUAGUUAUUAGUCUAUAAUUUGCUAGGAUGUAAAUGUAUGUCCCUCAAACUUAAUUUAAUUAUUUAAUUAAUAUACAUACAUAUAUGAUAUACAACACA